Molecule: messenger RNA, 1146 nt
Organism: Lactuca sativa (garden lettuce)
Lineage: Eukaryota; Viridiplantae; Streptophyta; Magnoliopsida; Asterales; Asteraceae
Source: RefSeq, a predicted model, not a curated record
AUGGCUAGCAAUGAAAGCGAAUACAUGCUUGUCCCUCAUAAACAUAAAAUCAAUUUCUACAAAACCACAAAACUUCGUGUAUCCAAUGAUUUUGUUGAUACAGUAGAUCCUUAUCAUUUUAUCUCUUUCCCAGAUUUGCUAGCCAUGAACUUUGACACUCAUGUUGCAUUUGAUUUUCUAGGUGAAGUUGUGUCAACUGAUCCCAUGCAAGUCAUUGUUGAGUAUGGAAGAGAGAAAAGGUUAAUGAAUCUAGUUGCUCAGGAUUUAAGUGGUACGAGAAUUGCAGUCACUUUGUGGGGCAGUUUUGCAAUGAAACUGAAUACUUACAUUUCACAACAUAAUAAUGACACUGCUCCUCCUCAAGUUGGUAAUUGUUUGUUUGGGUCUAGAUUGCAUAUAAAUGAUGAUAUGCCUCGGAUUUUGGAGUUCAAAUCAAAUCUUAAUGCUUUGGAUACGAAUGUUGAGUCUUCUAGCCGUACAUCCCAGCUCAACUCAGAUACCGUUGUGGCUAAUCCAGAGGAUUACUACCCCCGUUUUCAGAUAAAAAACAUUUAUGAAAUUCCUGAUUUUACUGAGGAAGUUGGUUUAACCAUUAUCACUACUAUCAUUGGUUUUGAUAUGGAUGAUGGUUGGUAUUCAUUUUAUUGCCGUGAUUGUUCUAAAAAAGUUACUAAAAAUGAUGAUGAUGUUGAUGCUGACCCUUUUCACUGUGAUGGUUGUGGAUUUGUCUCGGAUGUAUUUGGAAAGAUUAUGAUAGUAGUUCGUGUGCAAGAUGAAAGUGGCUCUUGUUCGUUUGUAUUGUUUGAGCGUCAUGUAAAAGAUCUUAUUCAUCGUGGAAACCAAUGGUUGAUGGACAAAAUAGCUAAGAUUUCCAUGUUCAAUCUACAGAACAACUAUCGUGCUUACACUGUGCAUAAGUUAACUGAUGAUGAAAGGGUUCUUGUUGAGGUGACAAAACGGUCACCAAAUCAUCAACAUGAUAAUAUAAAUAAUAAUGGUACUCCUAUUAACAAGCCAAAUAAGGAAAAUACUAAUUCUGUGCAUGAUGACAAUCUUGAUGUUGUUGAUCUUGAAGCUGUAACACCAUCAUCGAGUACGGGGAAGCGCCCUAUUGAGAUUGAUGCCAACACUGACUCUUUGGAGUGA